This is a messenger RNA of Maudiozyma saulgeensis, 1194 nucleotides long. NCBI's taxonomy places the organism in Eukaryota, Fungi, Ascomycota, Saccharomycetes, Saccharomycetales, Saccharomycetaceae. The record is from the annotation of a GenBank genome assembly.
AUGCAAUUAACCCAAUCUUAUGGUUUAUUAGCUGCUGCAUCAGCUUUAUUUGCUACUAGUGCAUCUGCAACAAGGGCAUACGAAGAACUUGCUUUCGGCAAUGUUGGUUUUGCUGGUACCUAUUUCCCAGUAAAGAAACUUUCCGAUGUCACAAGUGAAAGUAAAUGUACUUGUGAGAGAGGUACCGCUACUUGGUUCUCUGGAACCAACGCCCCAUUGGCUGACCAUCUAUCUGUUCAUUUCCGUGGUCCUUUAAGUUUAUCUAAAUUUGCUUAUUAUACUUCUUCAUCCUUUGUUAUUGGUAACAGUGGUAAUUCUUCAGAUUGGACUCGUGAUGCUUACUAUGAUGCAUCUUCUCAAACAAGUGAAAAUGUAACCUUUUUAACCAAAGCAGGUACCAAUUCUCCAUGUCUAGGUAAUGCUUUAUCUUAUGCUUCAAGUAAUGGUACUGGUUACGCCUCUGAAUCUACAAUUUUAGGUUCUGAUAAUUAUAUUAGUUCUGAUGAUGAAUUUACUAUUUUCUCUAACACAGCUUGUCCAAGUUCUGGUUAUAGUAAAGGUUGUGGUGUUUACAGAGAUGAUAUUCCAGCUUAUUAUGGUUUCGGUGGUACUACAAAGAUGUUCUUAUUUGAAUUUGAAAUGCCAACUGAAAAAGAAUCCAACAGUUCUUCUAUCGAAUAUUAUGAUAUGCCUGCUAUUUGGUUAUUGAACGAUCAUAUUCCAAGAACUUCUCAAUACCCAACAAACACUAACUGUUCUUGUUGGUCCAGUGGAUGUGGUGAAUUUGAUAUAUUUGAAGUUAUGAAUGGUACUGAAAGAAACCAUUUAUAUUCUACUUUCCAUACUUUCCAAGGUAUUGAAGAUUUAGGUACUGGUAUUCAAUCCGAAGGUUACAUUACUAGAGAUACAAGUAGUACUAUGACUGGUGGUGUUAUCUUUGAUUCCAAUGGGAACACUGUUGUCUUUGUCUCUAACUCUACCAGUUUUGAUUCUACCGUAACUUACAACGAUGUUAACAACUGGUUAAAUAGUAUUUCUAACUCAGAAACAUUAUCUACUAAUUUGAUGACUAUUUCUGCUACUGCUCCAACAACAACUUCAAAAUCUAAUGCUGUUUCUUUCUCAAGAUUAUCUAACGAUAUUGUUUACUAUCUAUUCGCUUUAAUUGCCGGUAUCUUCCAAGUAAUUAUGUGA